AUGAAUACAGUACAAUCACCUAUGCUGUCUGCAAAUUGCGAUGGACAUCCCACAACCCUAGUUACUUAUCAACCAACAUAUAUUACAGCCAUUCUUGGUUGCGUCUUGGUUACAGUGGGCAGGAGUGGUUUAUUUAAUCUAUCCGGAGAAGAAUCAAAAGAUUUUGUCAGCAUUCUGCCACCUGGAUGGAGUAUAGAAUGUCAAUUUACUGAUAAAGACAAAACUGAAUAUGUCACUGGUGAGAUUGUUUCGGGUACAAUCGAAUUCUUCAAUAGUGAUGAUUCGGAAUUAAAAUUUAAGAAGAUUAAUAUUAUAUUGGUUGGUGAGGUUGUCUACAACAUUUCAGAGAAGAUAGGCAAAACAACAUCAACAAAGACGUAUAGGAUGGUAUUUUUCCAGCAAGAUUUUCUUUCACACACGAUUGGUAAUGAUAGUGGGAUUUCCCUACCGAUCGGUAGAUACACUUGGUCGUUCAGUGGCCUUGUUGAUCAUCUCCUAUUGCCUUCGAUCAACAUAACCGAUCCGAAGAGUCCACUAGUUCACUAUUUCAUUCGUAUAGAAAUGACUCAAAUCAAAUGGUACAAGAAAAAUGUUUACAAAAAUUUUUUUCUUAAUGUUCGACAUAAUUCACCGCUGUUUGUAAAUGUAACGAGAGUCGAAAGUCAAGAAAAAAAUAGAAAUGUUCAUAUUCAUGUCACUCUACCGAAGAAUCGUGUCGUAACUGAGAGUAAAUUCUUAUUUGAUAUUGAUUUACACAAUUCGAAUGAAGUGCUUAUAUAUGGCGUGUCGGCAUCUCUUGUUCAAAUUUGGGACAUAAGCUCCAGGAGAAUACCAGGCGAUCAACUAUUUUAUGUGAAUCGGCAACAAGUGCAAAUACUUUAUCGAGAUUUGGAAGGAACCCAAUCAUUUCGUGGCGAACAUUUUCAUAGAAGUUUCGAAUUAUUUGUACCUCGCACGAUUCCACCUACAUGCUCCAUCGAACACCCUUCCUCGCUUACUGGAGCACGAAUCGUCUUGAGUUAUGAACUCUUGAUCAAAGUUCAAGUUUCUGGUCUUUUCUCGGAUAUUGACAUGAAAAUUCCAGUCAUCGUGAGCAAUAUAAUUCAUUUAAAAACUGCCGAAAAAAUUCUGUCCACAUCCAAAAACGAAUCUAGUUUCUUCAAUUGA
This is a messenger RNA of Rotaria socialis, 1167 nucleotides long. NCBI's taxonomy places the organism in Eukaryota, Metazoa, Rotifera, Eurotatoria, Philodinida, Philodinidae. The record is from the annotation of a GenBank genome assembly.